Messenger RNA from Vitis vinifera (wine grape), 1240 nucleotides. RefSeq names its product serine carboxypeptidase-like 40. Lineage: Eukaryota; Viridiplantae; Streptophyta; Magnoliopsida; Vitales; Vitaceae. The transcript is spliced from 5 exons. Gene Ontology annotation, molecular function: serine-type carboxypeptidase activity. Gene Ontology annotation, cellular component: vacuole. The coding region runs from base 35 to 1240 and encodes 401 amino acids. The record is from RefSeq and is a predicted model, not a curated record. Gene Ontology annotation, biological process: proteolysis.
UUCUGAUUGGAGAGAAAGAAAGUAAGAGAAAACAAUGAUGGGCAACAAGUCUUCUUGUUGGUUUGUCUUCUUCUUCUUCUUCUUCAUUUUUUCAAGCUUUGUAGCACAAAGCCAUGGCAGGAUCAGGAAGCAGACAGAGCUACUGAACCUUCUCCGAAAGGCCAAGAUGCAAGGAAAUUCAGGCAUAGACACCAGCCUUUUUGAAGUGAAUGAAAUUGAAUCUGAAGCUGAGAGUUAUAAGAUUCUUCCACAGAAGGGAAUGAAGGAGAAAGAUAGGAUUGAGAGGUUGCCUGGACAACCACAUGUUGGGUUCAGCCAGUAUGGUGGGUAUGUCACCAUUGAUGAAUCCAAGGGUGAAGCUCUUUACUAUUACUUUGUUGAAGCACCAACUUCUAAGGAGUAUUUGCCUCUUCUUCUCUGGCUUAAUGGUGGACCUGGAUGUUCUUCUCUGGGCGCUGGAGCAAUGGCCGAGCUCGGACCAUUUCGGGUCCAUAGUGAUGGCAAAACUUUGUACAGAAAUAGAUUUGCAUGGAACAAGGCUGCAAAUGUGUUGUUCUUGGAGACACCCAGUGGAGUAGGGUUCUCAUACUCAAACAUAUCAUACAAUUAUCGCGGAGACCGAAAAACAGCCGGUGCAAACUAUGCCUUUCUAGUGAAUUGGCUGGAGAGAUUUCCUGAGUACAAGAAGAGGGAUUUCUACAUUGCUGGUGAAAGCUAUGCCGGGCAUUUUGUUCCUCAGCUUGCCCAUGUUAUUCUUCAUCAUAACAAGAAGGCUAAUAGAACCAUUAUCAACCUCAAAGGGAUCACUAUUGGAAAUGCAGCAAUCCAUGAUGAAACCGAUUGGCUUGGAAUGUACCAAUACUUUGGGAGUCAUGCUCUUGUUUCACCAAGAACUACACGCCAAAUAGAGAAACACUGUGAUUUCUCACCCGGAGUCACCAACCAGAACAAGGAGUGCAAUGCCGCUUUUGAGGAAGUCGAUCCUAAUAUUGCUAAUAUCGGUAUCUACAACAUUUACGGUCCACCAUUGCAAUUUGAUCCAUGCAGUUAUGAUUACGUGCAUGCCUAUCUAAAUAGGCCUGAUGUUCAAGAGGCCUUCCAUGCUAAUGUGACCAAGCUCAAGUAUGACUGGGAAAUUUGCAAUAAUGUUGUCUAUAAUUGGACAGAUAGCGCCUGGUCUAUCAUUACCCUUCUCCACGAGUUCAUGGAAAAUGGGCUUCGUGUAUGGGUAUAUAGGUAA